AUGUACCCGACUAAUAAUUUUCAACUUCGUCUAGACUCUUUUGUUCAGCACUACUUCAACACGUUCGAUAAUGCGGACGCAAGGAACAACUUACUCUCCCUCUAUCGUCCUGAGUCGAUGCUAGUAUGGGAGGGCAGCCAACAUCAAGGCGCGCAGAAUAUCAUAUCAGCCUUAACUAAACCCGAGCUGAAGGUUGUGAAGACUAUGAUCAACACGAAUGACGCAACCCCAUCCAUCAAUGGAGGCGUACUAGUGGUUGUUACUGGGAAUCUAGCCAUUGACAAUGCGUUUGAUAAGCCAUUGCACUUUACGGCGACUUUCUCUCUGCAGCCUAUACCUGGACAGCCCGGUGGAUUCUUCGUCUACAGCCAUAUCUUCAGGCUUAUCCUUUAA
Molecule: messenger RNA, 393 nt
Organism: Penicillium concentricum
Lineage: Eukaryota; Fungi; Ascomycota; Eurotiomycetes; Eurotiales; Aspergillaceae
Product: nuclear transport factor 2 family protein
Exons: 4
Coding region: 1-393 (130 amino acids)
Biological process (GO): nucleocytoplasmic transport
Cellular component (GO): nuclear pore central transport channel
Source: RefSeq, a predicted model, not a curated record